Messenger RNA from Anastrepha obliqua, 3146 nucleotides. RefSeq names its product adenylyl cyclase-associated protein 1 (gene capt). Gene Ontology annotation, molecular function: actin binding; adenylate cyclase binding. Gene Ontology annotation, biological process: regulation of adenylate cyclase activity; cytoskeleton organization; cell morphogenesis. The transcript has 11 exons. The record is from RefSeq and is a predicted model, not a curated record. Gene Ontology annotation, cellular component: cytoplasm. The coding region runs from base 34 to 2808 and encodes 924 amino acids. NCBI's taxonomy places the organism in Eukaryota, Metazoa, Arthropoda, Insecta, Diptera, Tephritidae.
UACCUUACCACAUAUAAAAAAGUCGUGAGCGAAAUGUUUUCUUGCUGUCGCGCUAAUUCUAAAAGUUCAAAACUAUCGAAAAAAGACAAAACUAGUAAAAAUGGUGAAGAGCAUGAAGCACAAGACGAAACCACAAAUGAUCGAAAACGAAUAAUACCAACGAUAAAAAUCGAAUCCGGCAAAACGAAUGACUCCAUCGACGAAACUAAUUCCUCCCUCCAAAACGGAAAUGAAACAGAAAGUUCUACGAAUAACACAAAAUCAGUGCUGAACAAUGAGACAGAACGAGAUGCGACAGCAACGGCGGAUCUUGCAACUGUUGAAAAUAGCCAAAUUGAUGAGCAAAGCAAAUCAUCUGCGACGACGAACGUCGAUAAUAAAGCUAACGCAAACAUAAAUAAGGUGAAUUUCGAUGAAACCUCAACGGCCAAAACUGCCAUUUCUGCGGGGCCUGCGACUCUAGCGACUGGGCCUCAGGGCCCACAGGCAGAAGAAGUUUUUAUUGGUUUGAAAAGUCAGGGAGAGGAUACAGCAGGCACCACGCCAGUAAAGAGUUGCCUGUCGCGCCACAAUUCCAUGCAUACAUCCAUUAAGAAAAAAGUGAAUAUCAGCACACAAGCUGAAAUAAUUGAACCAGAUCCUUUGCCUCCGCACCCGUACGAUCCUGCUUCAUUAACAGUUGACGAUGACGAUGUCUUCUCCGAUUCACUGCCACCUCCAAAACGUGAAAGCAUGUGUGCACCUUAUAUUGAGCCCAGUGAGAUUCCAGAGUCGGUGGCAUAUGGUCAUGGACUGCCCGAUUGGUUCAACGAUGAAAGGAUUAACGACAUUGGUUGCAUUGAGCCACCUGUUACGCCUGUUGGCCGCGACGAGCUGGAACUGAGGCGUCAGCGUCUGUACACAGAUCUUUUGCGUGCCGCACAUGCAGCCGUGGAGCAUAACGUGCGUUUCACCACGUUUACAUCCGACUUAAUCCUUCCACAUCAAUUGUAUCAAGCAGGAGAUUCCGCAGCUGGAGAGAGGGGAGGAGGAGGCGGAAUAGAAGCUGGAGAUUGUGAUCCUGACCUAAAGCCGUCUGUUGCAGAAAAUCUUGAGCACUUAGUAAAUCGUUUAGAGCAUCUAGUUGAACGUUUGGAACGUUCAGUGUCGGCGCGGGAGUUAGAAAUUGCAAAUCGUACAUUCGAUACAGUUUUAGCGAAGAAGUGUGAAAGCUUCGAUUUAGAGAGCACGGAAUUGCCGCCUUUACCCGUUGAGUCGCUUACGGAGCAAUUAUCGCUGCAGACUGAAAACCUAAACGACCGCAUCGGAAAGAUAGAAACUACUCUAAAUCGCAUCAACGAUCGGCACAGCAGUAGUCUGAGCACUAGCAUCAGCCAAUACAGUCAACAACAAAGGGACCAAGAAGAAAAACAACGAUACACAGAGGGCAGUCUCGAGAAUAUACCAACCGUACUUGAAGACUAUCAGGUGUCACCGCGACCAUUUUCCACUACCGAAGAGGAUUCUUUGCUGUUACCGUCGCCGCCCGACAUGAGUGUACUAGGUUUUCAGGAUAUCAUCAGUGGACCGCUGAGGCAAUACUUGGCGCUUUCAGAGAAAAUUGGUGGCGAUGUAGCGAAGCACGCGCAGCUAGUUAAAUUGGCCUUUAACGCGCAACUGCAAUAUGUUACGUUGGCCACGCAAUGCGCCCAACCGAGCCAGGAUAAGCAGAUGGCAUUAUUGCAGCCAACUUCGACCCAAAUCAGCGCCAUUCAGGAUUAUCGUGAGAAAAAUCGCGGUUCAGUGUUUUUCAACCAUUUGUCAGCAAUUAGUGAAAGUAUCCCAGCGUUGGGUUGGGUGUGCGUGUCGCCCACACCUGGACCUCAUGUGAAGGAAAUGAACGACGCCGGUCAAUUCUAUACGAAUCGUGUGUUGAAAGAGUGGAAAGAUAAAGACGCUACCCAUGUAGAAUGGGCGCGUUCUUGGAUCCAAACAUUGACUGAAUUGCAAGCAUAUAUUAAGCAAUAUCAUACCACUGGACUGGUGUGGUCCGGUAAAGGUGCCGCUCCGACUGGAGCGGCUGCACCACCACCACCUCCAAUGGGCGCUUGUCCACCACCACCGGCAUUCGAUAUGGGUGCACUGUCACUGGAAGAUGGUAGCGCAGACGAUCGUAGCGCUCUUUUCGCCCAGAUCAACCAGGGCGAGGCUAUCACAAAAAAUUUAAAGAAAGUAACAGAUGACAUGCAAACUCAUAAGAAUCCUACAUUGCGCACCGGGCCAGCACCAUUCAAGACACCCACACAAUUCGGUUCGUCCACCGCAGAUGGAAGACCUGCUCCCGCUGUUGCAAAAGAACCAGUAUUUACACGUGAUGGAAAAAAAUGGUUGAUUGAGUAUCAACGCAACAAACCCAAUCUGAUGGUGGAUAAUGCGGAAAUGAACAAUGUGGUGUAUAUGUUUAAAUGUGAAGGUUCAACUUUAACCGUCAAGGGCAAAGUAAAUAAUGUGGUCUUGGACUCGUGUAAAAAAUGCUCUCUGCUGUUUGAUUCUGUUGUGGCAUCUGUAGAGUUUGUUAACUGUCAGAGUGUCCAAAUGCAGGUUCUUGGCUUUGUACCAACUAUUUCCAUUGAUAAAACUGAUGGCUGCCAAAUGUAUUUAUCGAAAGAAUCAUUCGGCGUGGAAAUAGUAAGCUCCAAAUCUUCAGAAAUGAAUGUUAUGCUCCCCCAAGCCAGUGGCGAUUAUACUGAGUUGGCUUUACCGGAACAAUUCAAGACAACAAUUUCGGGACAAUCCCUGAAGACUAUUUGCGUCGAGAGUCUGGGCUAAAAUAAGAAAAUGCGGUAGAUGGAUGCAAAUGGCUGAUAUUCAUCAUAGGCAUAUCUAAUAAUAUAUUUACAGCUAACAAACAAACACAUAUUAAGCCAAUUUGCUACUCCCAAACUACUUUUUUAUAUCAUAAAUUCGAAGCAUCGUCGAUGUUUCCAAAAAUAUUAACUGAAAAAAUGAUUCGAUAUAAUCAAGAGCUACGAUUUAGAAAAAUUAAAAUUAUAAGUUUACAGUUUCUUGAAGUGUAACCUUGGCGUAUUAUAACAUAAAAUAUUUAUAUUAUUACAUUUCUUGUUUACACCAAUUUGUACCCCGGAAUAUAUAGAUACUAAAUGUAA